This is a messenger RNA of Microplitis mediator, 1182 nucleotides long. It is a transcript of the gene 5-HT1, whose product is annotated as 5-hydroxytryptamine receptor-like. Gene Ontology annotation, biological process: adenylate cyclase-activating adrenergic receptor signaling pathway. The record is from RefSeq and is a predicted model, not a curated record. The coding region runs from base 1 to 1182 and encodes 393 amino acids. Gene Ontology annotation, molecular function: G protein-coupled receptor activity. Lineage: Eukaryota; Metazoa; Arthropoda; Insecta; Hymenoptera; Braconidae. The transcript has 6 exons. Gene Ontology annotation, cellular component: membrane.
AUGAUAAAUAACACGGGAAACAUUUCAUCUAUCGAAGGAUCGUCACCGUUUGAUGGUUUUACUGCAAUACUUACUGCUGUUGUGCUCGGUCUUCUCAUACUUAUUACCGUUAUUGGAAAUGUGUUCGUCAUCGCCGCAAUAGUAAUGGAAAAAAAUUUACAAUCUGUAGCGAAUUAUUUAAUUGUCAGUCUCGCCGUUGCCGAUCUAAUGGUCGCAGGUCUCGUUAUGCCACUUGGUGCCGUGUAUGAGAUAUAUUCAGGAUGGUCACUAGGCCCAGCACUUUGUGAACUGUGGACAGUUAGUGACGUACUCUGUUGCACGGCAUCAAUUCUUCAUCUAGUGGCCAUUGCAAUUGACAGAUAUUGGGCCGUGACAGACAUAAAUUAUAUCCAGGCACGAAAUCCAAAGAGAAUUGGGAUCUUAAUUACCAUUGUGUGGAUCCUCUCGUUGGGAAUUUCCUUGGCCCCACAAUUUGGAUGGAAGGAUCCUGGUUUUAUGAGACGUAUUGCUGAGGGAAAAUGUCUAGUGUCACAGGAUCCAUCAUAUCAGAUAUUUGCGACGUGCGCGACAUUUUACGUCCCUCUAUUGUUAAUUUUAAUCCUGUAUUGGAGGAUAUUCCAAGCUGCUCGAAGACGAAUACGAAAGCGUCCAGGAGCGGCAUACCAGCCGUCUCACGAGAGAAGAGGGAUCCUGAGGCUCAUAAAGACAGGGCCAAGAGAGGAGUCAACAGCGUUCACAAUAACACGUUCGACUCCGGACCAUUCAUCAGUUUCACCAGAAAAGACCUCGUCCAACGGGGCAAAUGUAAGUCAAACAUUAACCAGCACCUCGGUGACAACAACGACGGCGACAAUGGCCGUCGUUACGACACCAGGUACACAGCCACCACAAAUAACAACGACUAAGAAAAACCGUGAGACAAUAGAAGCUAAGCGGGAAAGAAAAGCCGCUAAAACAUUGGCGAUAAUAACGGGCGCUUUUGUUGCAUGCUGGUUGCCGUUUUUCGUUGUCACCCUCCUACAAGCAUUGUGUUCAUCCUGUGCGCCGCCAGAUAUUCUUGCAAGUCUGUUUCUUUGGCUAGGUUACUUCAACAGCACUCUUAAUCCCGUUAUUUAUACUAUUUUCUCACCGGAAUUUCGACAGGCUUUCAAGCGAAUACUCGGCGGCGCCACGCGUCGUUGA